Lytechinus pictus (painted urchin) is the source of this 3469-nucleotide messenger RNA. Its product is annotated as RNA N6-adenosine-methyltransferase mettl16-like. The record is from RefSeq and is a predicted model, not a curated record. NCBI's taxonomy places the organism in Eukaryota, Metazoa, Echinodermata, Echinoidea, Temnopleuroida, Toxopneustidae. The coding region runs from base 778 to 2817 and encodes 679 amino acids. Gene Ontology annotation, molecular function: 23S rRNA (adenine(1618)-N(6))-methyltransferase activity. The transcript is spliced from 8 exons. Gene Ontology annotation, biological process: rRNA base methylation. Gene Ontology annotation, cellular component: nucleus.
CUCUAUACAAGAUCUAACAAGUUAUAGGGCCUAGGUCAAAAUCAAAUUGUGCAAUCUCUUUGCCAAAACGAUACACACAAUUGAACCGCGGUUCAAAACUUGCAUUAAAAUAGAUUAGAUGCUCAUAAAUUCGUGCUCGCCGAUCUUCAUCUUGCCGCAAAAAUUUCCACUUUUAGUUUUACAGUAGUUGUAAAGAACUGCAGAAGCUACCACUUCCAUGACUGCACUGCUACUGGGCCUGGCUUGCAAUGUUGCGCUCCCUUCUAACUCUGUCUCUGCACUCACUCACGUCACUCUCACUCAACUCAGCUCAUGCACUGCACUGCAUGCAUUGGCCAGAAUAUGCACAACAAAUGUCAACGCCUACGGAAUGGGAAUGCACAUUUGCCCAGCACUAACGUUACACCUUCUCCUUCACACAUAUCCUAGCACACAACCAAAUUGCGAACUAUUUAGAUGUAGAAUCGAAUUCUAUAGAUUUCCAAUGAAAAUAGAACGCUCACCGAAAAAUAAAGAACUUAACAACCAAACAUCAAGUAUAUAAACCGGUAUUCGUCCGUUGGUUCGAAGUAUUUUUCUCGCAACGCAUAUUGUUGCUGUAUUUCCGACUCACAUAUAUUUGCUACACGUUGAAAAAUUACCCAGAAUCCCUUUCGAUACUUGUCUGCAAUAUCAUGCGCAGAAAACUUGUGCGCAGUUUCUAAGUCUCUUCGUCGUCUGCAGCAGCAACUACUCGGAAAUCAACAAUCUAGAUCUAGACAUCUAACGUUAGGCAUAAUGGCCUUCAACAAAUUCAUGCACCCUCGCAACCGCUAUAGGGACAACAAACCAAACUUUGAUGAAUUAGCAAAGAAAUAUCCAGAGUUUGCACGUCAUGUGAUCAGGAACCAAACAGGCAAGGCGACCCUUGACUUCCAUGAUUCUGAGUCGCUGAGGUCACUAACCUGCACGCUCCUGAAGGAAGACUUUGGACUAGAGGUUGAGCUACCUCUUGAUCGUCUCAUCCCGACCCUGUCACUACGGCUCAACUACAUUCACUGGAUAGAGGAUCUCUUAGCAUCGACUGGCCACAGCAAAGGGACGGUGUGGGGCAUUGACAUUGGUUGUGGUGCAUCGUGUAUAUAUCCAUUACUUGGUGCUCAGUUGAACGGAUGGAACUUCAUUGCAUCAGAGGUAGAUGCCUUGGCUAUUCAUUAUUCUAAGGAGAACAUCACAAGUAAUGGACUUCAGGAUAAAAUAACAGUUGUGGAGACAUGUGAAGGCAGUAUGUUUGAAGAUGUAUUGAACAGCGCCCCCUCCAGACAGCAUCUCUACCACUUCACGAUGUGCAACCCACCCUUCUUUGGCAAUUCUCUGGAAGCGCAAGGAAUUAUGACAUCUCGCAGCAUGAGUCGACCUGAGCCCAAGUCAGUGAGCACUGCUGCCGAACUGGAGAUGAUCUCGGAAGGAGGGGAGGUAGAAUUUGUCCGUAGGAUGAUCGAAGAGAGUCUUCGUCUUAGGCAUCAAGUUGUGUGGUACACAUCGAUGCUGGGGAAAAAAUCCAGCCUGGCUCUUGUCAGAGAGGAGCUUAGAAAACACAAGGUCCAGAAUGUGACACAUACUGAGUUUUGCCAGGGUAGAACAAUGCGCUGGGGUAUUGCAUGGACAUUCAAGGAGGAUAUUCAAUCACCGCUUCCAGCAUGCAAGAUGCGGAAAGCUGUCGAGAAGAAUACCCCUUUCACUGUCCCAGUCCCAGAUACUUACAUCCAGCAGGUGUUGGAGCCUGGAUUGAGUGGAGGGUUGCAGAACAAGAUCCAGGCUGUGGUCAAGGCUGUACAUACCAUGAUGCAGAAAUUAGAGAUGUCUGUAAAUAAGAAGCCCUCAUCAAAAUGGUGUGCCAAGUUUGUUUUGACUGCCUUGAGGAACACAUGGUCGCAUCAACGCAGGAAACGACGCAGAGAGAAACUUGAUCAGUUGAAAUCAACAGUCUCUCAUACGCUAGCUAGAAGGCCUUCACAGGAAGAAUCAUCAACAGCAUUGUCACAAUCAAAAUCAGUAGUCCCCUCAUCUUCCAGGAUCAUGGUAGGAGAGAAAGCAAGACUUUGUCAUGAUGGACCAGACCUUCCCUUAUCAACAUCAUCUAAAGCUGAUGAAGGUUUCCAGGAUGGUGAGGAAGGUACAAGGAAAAGGUCCAUUUUCCCAGGUACGGACCAACCACGUCCUUCGCCUCCAAGAACAAUAAUCACUGCUGCUUCUGAGGAUGGCAUGGUAUUAAAGAAGGCCAGGCUGGAUCUUUCUUGUUCCCCAGGAGAUCUAGGCAUACCAACUUGUUUUAUGAAACUCCAAACUCCUGUAGCAAUUACCAACAUCUCAAAGGCAUCAUGUAAGAGGAGUAUAGAAUCCAUAGAUUCAUCGUCACCUGAGGACACCAUUGCUAUGGAAGGUCAUGAUUGUGCGAAAGGAUGUAAUAAAGGUGCCAUCGGAGUUUCUGCGUCAUCUCCAGGAAAGAAUACAGACCUAGGGCCCAACAUUGCCAUUGAAAGGCUUGGAUGUGUCAGUAAAUCUCCAUCAUCUCAAGGAAAGAUGAUAGACCAUGACCCCAAUACUGCAUCAAGGGACCCUACAAAAGCAAGGGAAAUGAUGGCAGAUGGGUCCAGAGUCAAAGACCUGUCAUCAUCAUCAUCGGAUGAAGCGGAAGAUUGCUAUCCACUGGACAUAAACCUUGAUAUUAAACUCUGUGAUAGAAGGACCAUUGUGUUUGUUGCAAGUGUAACAGACUCUUCUAAAAGGAAUCUUCUUCACCAAGUUGUCCAGUACAUCAAGAAUCAAAUGAAGUAAAGCAUUUCUAUUUCUUGUCAAAGACUCAAAAUAAGGGUUUUGUUGGAGAUUGAUAUUUGUUUUCUAUAAGAAUGUUGUUUUAUUCUGUGUUACCUCAUACGAGAUGUUGAUAUAUAUAGUACAUCAAGUGAAAUCAAACAUAACAAUGAAGAUGGAAACGUGAUCAAAUAUAAAAUAUUUCACCACAAUAAGAAAGAAAAAUUCAUUGGAAUUGUAAAGUUUGGGUUUGUCAUGAAAACAAUAAAUAAUAUUCAUCUUGGCUACAUGCAAUGAGUGAGUUGAUAAUGUAAUGGGCAAUGGCAAAUCUAGGGAGCAAGAAGGACACUUGCGAUAGGUAGCACAUUAAGUGGGUGCAAUAAAGGCGAAAUUUAGAAUUAAAAAUAAAUACAUGUAUAAGGAAAACAAAAGGAUAAAAAGAUGAAAAUAUAGGUAAUAGUUUACUAUGAUUAUUAAACAAGGAAAGUACUUGCAUGGAAAUAUUUUCAUUUAAAUUUGAAAGGAAAACCCCCAACUCUUUAUCAAAGAGAAAAAUAGGAUUUCAUCUCUAGAGUAAAUGAAUGGUGCACCUACAAUGUAGAUGUAAAUGUAAGGUUUGAAAUUUGUGAAAUGUUAGAUCACAAGUUUGAAAACUCAUGAAUUAGUUUUUGAGAAA